UGGGAAUGUUAAGGGUUGUUAUGCAAAGUCACUCUGUGAAUAAGUUGUUGUUAGUGGUCAGACUGUAGAGCUCAGGAUCAGAUCAGGAGCAUCCGUGGACAGGAGAGUAUUGUGUGCAUUCUCGACUGGACCUAAGAUCGACAACCAGCGAAUCAACAAGCAGCAGAUGUGAGAUGCAUACACUGUGGCUGCCGCUUCUCCUGAGCUCAGUCAUUUGGGCAGAGGAGCAGUACUUUCCUCAGUCACGCAAAGACACAUGGGAAAACAGCAGUUUUCACUGUCGAUCAUGUUUCAAAGAUCUGACGACCAUCACCAGCAGAAACGUCCACCUCAUUGUCCAGAACAUCUCUUCGGACUUCUGGAUUGGACUCCGCAGCAAUAGUUCCAUCCCAAUGGGCGAAUGGUCCAAAUGGUCCAAUGGGGAUCCUGUUACAUAUCAGAAUUGGUACCCUGGUCAUCCUGUUCCAUCUCCUAUAUGUUCCUCAACUACACAAAGUCCACCGAGCACCCCAAUGACCUCAACACAAGCAUCCACAGUCACUUCUGCUUCUGUAUCCUCAAGAAAUGAUACAUGCCCCAUACUGUCCGAAAUGCUUCUUUGCUUAAAUAUGACAUGUGGUGAUCUUGAAACUUCCAUCGGUAUGUGUAAGGGAACAUCCACUGUUACCCCUAAGACUACAACAUACAGCACCACCUUUAAUGCCCCAACAACUGAGAGCACCAGCGACUGCAAACCCAAUCCUGGACAGUACAUCGAGGAUGCUUGUGUGGUCCUGCUCAGCUCUGGCAUGUGGAAGGAACAAGAAUGCAACAGAAGUCUACCUUACAUCUGUUAUGAAGAGCGCUUUUUUGGCCAGAUAAACAUUUCCAGCGUGACCACAAGCACAGGCAAUGUGAGCUGGUCUGAGGGACCCGGUGCUAAGAACAUCAGUCACUACAGAGUGGAGGUCACUGGGGACAAAAACCAGACAUUUAACCAGAAAAAUCUCUUUCAAUACAUAGAGACUCUGACAGCAGGAACUCUGUACAAAGUUCAGGUGUUUCCUGUGAAAUGUGACAGGGAUCUCAAUCCGCAGAAUAUCUCCUUCUACACUUUGCCCUCUGAUGUGCAAAAUCUGAUUGUGGUGAGUGUGACAGAUGUUAGCGCCAACCUCAACUGGAGUAAACCAGAUGGAAACCAUGACUUCUACUCAGUAGCAUUCAUAAAUGCAUCGAAAGGUGAAGAACACAAGUGUGAUAAUGAAGGGUGCACUAUUACGGAUCUUAUUCCAGGAACCGAGUAUGAAUUUACAGUUAAAGCUGUAGUGAAUAAGACGAUUCAAGGUGUGCCGAGCAAGGUUUCUGAUUACACCAAGCCUUCAACUGUCAGGAAGCUAAGAUCAGCAGACAAUGACAGUACAGUCAUAAUGGCCUUUUGGGAUCCUCCUACUGGCAGUCAUUCAGGUUACCGCUAUUGUCUUAAAGAAGUCAAUAACAGCCUCGAGUGUACUUACUGCAACAUCGCAUCAGACAUCAGCAAUACAGCAAACAACAACAUCACAAACAGCAGUGAUACAACAACUGUCAGUAUUACAGACUGCAAAACAGUGCAUAGAACAGAAACAUUUAUCAAAGAGAGUAAUAAAUCAGACGGCAGCAUGUUUUGUCUGUGUGUGGCAGCACUAACAAAGAGCAACAAUCUGUCAGGAGAAAUGGUCACAAUCUUAGCAUACACACAACCAAAAACUGUGACCCUCUUUUUGAAACCCAGCUCACAAACCAUUUUUGCCAACUGGACAGUAAAAGGGAAGUAUGAAAAAUUUGAAGUUAGUAUUACAACGGAUGCAUACAAUUAUACUGCCCAGAUUACUACUGCAAACUUGAAUUACUCGUUCGAUAAUCUGAAGGCAGGAGUGAAUUACAACGUUUCAGUUGUCACCCUUAAUGGUAAACUGAGAAGUAAUCCUGCUAAUAAAUCAGAGUUCACCCGGCCUGCUAAACCUCGUGGCGUAAAGGCCACCGCUAACAAAACUACCGUACAAGUAAGCUGGGAAGCUCCAACUGAGUCCGAGGGUGCCUUGAUUAAAUAUACAGUCAAAUGUUACACUGCUUUUUGGAAAAAAUCUCAUGAAGGUCAGACAGCUGAUAGAAGCAUUCCCUUUACUGGUUUAAAUCCAGGAACAAAAUAUGAGUGUAAUGUCAGUGUCGUGGCUGGAAAUUUGGAGAGCCUUCCAGAAACUGUUAACGCAAACACAGAGCCUGAGAAGAGGACACUGGUCUUCACGAUGUUGUGUUCCUCUAAAGACCCACUUCAUUGUGACGAAAUUGAAACUCGGUUUGAACUGUUUGAAAAGCUGAAAAACAUAACUUAUGACAAAUUUCAAGACUUGGUUCACUGGAAUAUGAGUUGGGCAAAAACUGGAAACAACAUCCUUUGAAUCUCUAUGACGUGGCCUAAGAGGACAAAUCACAUACUGACAUUUUGUGUGAUUUCAUGCCUGGUGAAUUCUCCAUUUGUUUUCUUACAUUUACAUUAAUGCAUUUAUCUUACAAAAGAGGAACAAAAUGAAUUAGUCAAAGAGCCAACAAUAUUUGUUAUAUACAAUGCCAGGUUUAUUAGACUAGAUUAGGAAACAAGUAAGAGAAG
Messenger RNA from Carassius carassius (crucian carp), 2626 nucleotides. Its product is annotated as receptor-type tyrosine-protein phosphatase eta-like. The record is from RefSeq and is a predicted model, not a curated record. Lineage: Eukaryota; Metazoa; Chordata; Actinopteri; Cypriniformes; Cyprinidae. Gene Ontology annotation, molecular function: protein binding. Bases 174 to 2417 code for a protein of 747 amino acids. The transcript has 11 exons.